AUGCCUCCACCACUUGCAGACUCCGUUCUCGUGGGAGCUGUCAACCCCGUCGAGGGCAAGGUCGUCUCUGUGCCUGACCACCAGGCCAUCAACGAGAAAGUCCAUCUCGAGGUUGACCCAAGCGACAUUGAUAAAGAUGGUGUCAUUGAUACCAAGACCAAGGCUGUCGCCCCCGCCUACGACGGCGAUAGUCAUGAUGACACGGACGAGAACGGCAAAGACGUCAUCAUUAUCACUGGUUCUGAUGCCGCCCAGUACCUGCUGCCAUUGCGCGACGAUGGUGAGCCUGCCUUGACCUUCCGCAGUGUCUUCCUGGCCACUAUUCUCGCCGCUUUCCAGUCCGUCAUGAACCAGAUAUAUACCUUCAAACCAACGGCGGUCACGAUCUCGGGCACUUUCAUCGUACUCAUCGGCUAUUUCGUCGGCAACGCAUGGGCAGCGUUUCUGCCCCGCGGUGAUCGCUUUGAAGCACGAUGGAGACAGAAAGGUGGUCAAGGGGUGCCUCCUAGAUGGAUUCGGAUCAUCUCAUUCUUCAACCACGGACACUGGAACCUCAAGGAGCACGCGAUUUGUGCCAUCACUGCUACGUCUGCUUCCAAUGCUUCGGCUAGUAUUAUGGUAUUCGCAGCACAAGAUUUAUUCUAUGAUUUGCCAUUGAGUGCCACGACCGUCAUUCUCAGUACCAUUUCCAUUGGACUGUUUGGUUACGGUAUCUGUGGUAUUCUCCGCCCCAUCUGUGUCUGGCACGUUGACGCCGUCUACUGGAGCACUCUCCCUACGAUCAAAACACUACAAGGGCUUCAUUGGCAGGACGUGAAGAACUCCAAGCCUCUGAGAUUCUUUUGGUACAGUUUCGGGGGCAUGUUUUUCUACGAGUUCUUCCCCGCCUACAUGUGGCCAUGGCUCAACUCUAUAUCCAUUCCCUGCCUCGCUUCAAUGAAUGCGACAGGGGAGAAGGCCAGCGUACUUACGAACCUUUUCGGUGGCGCCACCAAUAACGAGGGAUUAGGACUGUUCAGUAUAACUUUAGACUGGCAAUACAUCACUUCGUUCAGCACAUCCCUACCUCUUUCUCUUCAAAUCCACUCGACACUAGGUUACUUUGUGUGCUUUAUUGCUAUGCUCGGCAUUUACUACACUAAUGGAUGGGACUCGAGGUCGCUGCCAUUUAUGUCCACACGACUUCUAACGGAUGAAGGUUCGAGAUACCCGGUUGCCAAAGUCUUCGUCGGUGGCGUUCUCGACGAGGAAGCUUUGGCUGAAUACGGUAUCCCUCGAUUGACAGGGAGUUUUGCGUUUGCUAUGUUCAUGGCAAAUGCUGCUAUUGGCGCCCUGAUUGCCCAUUGCAUACUCUUUUGGGGUGGAGAUGUCAUCAGGGCAUAUAAAAGUGCAAAACAGGGCAGAUUCGACGAUAGACACCAUGCUCACAUGGCCAAGCGCUACAAGGAGGCUCCUUGGUGGUGGUAUAUUGCUGUGCUCGUGUUCAGCUUCAUCCUCGGUCUCGUCACCGUCAUCAAGGAGAACAUCACCCUUCCGGCUUGGGCCUACGUCGUAUCGUUGUUGUUAGGAAUCGUCAUCGCGCCAUUUAGCACAAUCCUCUAUUCACGAUAUGGCAACGGUAUCGCCACGAACAACUUAUCAAAGAUGUUGGCCGGUCUAAUCCUUCCUGGCCGCCCCAUAGGUAACAUGUAUUUUGCAGCUUGGUCGCACAAUGUGAUCUCUAACUGUGUCAAUCUCUGCAAUGACUUGAAAAUGGGCGAAUACCUCAAAAUUCCUCCUCGAGUCAUGUUCCUAACUCAGAUAUACGGCACCAUCCUUGGUGGGUUCAUCAACUACGCUAUCAUGACCUCUAUUGUCAAUAGUCACCGAGAGCUCUUGGCUGAUACCAAUGGUAACUCUUCGUGGAGUGGAGCGACAAUGCAGUCCUACAAUACCAACGCCACUUCAUGGGCAUUGGCCAAGUACCUUUACAAGAGCGGUGCCAAGUAUGCCAUGGUACCCAUCGGUAUCGCCAUUGGUGCUGGUGCCGUCGCUGUGCACCGUGCCUUUGUAUAUUUCGUCCCAAAGAUCAGAGGCUUUUCGACCAACGAAAUUAACUUGCCACAAUUCAUUCAAUACGCCGGCUUUAUCCCAUACAACGCUUCACAAACCUGCGUUAUCUUCAGUCAAAUCAUCGCUGGUUUUUUCACACAAUUCUAUCUGCGCAACUACCGUCCCCGUAUUUUCAAGGAUUACAUGUACUUGAUCACCGGAGCGCUCGACGGUGCUGCACUUACUGCACUAUUCAUUUUAUCGUUCGCAGUCUUCGGCGCUGGCGGACCUUCUGUUACGUUUCCUACCUGGUGGGGAAACAACGCUGAUGGGAACUACGAUCUUUGCCCUACAGGCGAGUAG
Messenger RNA from Truncatella angustata, 2394 nucleotides. Its product is annotated as oligopeptide transporter-like protein. The record is from RefSeq and is a predicted model, not a curated record. Gene Ontology annotation, biological process: transmembrane transport. The transcript is spliced from 7 exons. NCBI's taxonomy places the organism in Eukaryota, Fungi, Ascomycota, Sordariomycetes, Amphisphaeriales, Sporocadaceae. The coding region runs from base 1 to 2394 and encodes 797 amino acids. Gene Ontology annotation, molecular function: oligopeptide transmembrane transporter activity.